Molecule: messenger RNA, 1819 nt
Organism: Punica granatum (pomegranate)
Lineage: Eukaryota; Viridiplantae; Streptophyta; Magnoliopsida; Myrtales; Lythraceae
Source: RefSeq, a predicted model, not a curated record
CGAAAUUGCUUAAGAAGGAAACGUUAUCCAUCCGCGAGCUCUUCAAAAAUGGAGGCGAGAGGGAACCAGAGGGGAGGAGUGAGCUGAAAGCGGCCGUUGGAGGGAAUCUCCGGCUCCGGCUUCGGCUCCGGCUCCGACUCCGAUGAUGGAGCUCUUCGCUUCUCGCAUGUCCUGCUCUCUUCCCAAACCUCAAUUCCCGCGCUUUCAGAGGCCGCACGCGCCAACCUCGCACAGACCCUUACUCCUCACCGGUGGCGCUACCGCUUCGUUCCGGGCCCGCGUCGCUACUCCCGGAGCAGAGUGGACACGGAGCCGCCUCGCCUCCUCGGAGACUCACGAGCAGCUGUGCGUUAGAGAGGAGGUCGAGUCUACCUCUUAUGAUUCGUCGGACGACGAGUCGUCUUACCUGUCCCUGAGCGAGAAGCCGGACCGGAACACGGCUCUGCUCGAUGACUACGAGAUGGAGGAGCUCGAGUUCGCUCCUGACACCAACCAUAAAAGCGGAUAUGUGGCUGUACUUGGGAAGCCAAAUGUUGGGAAGAGUACCCUAGCAAAUCAAAUGAUUGGGCAGAAGUUGUCUAUCGUGACGGAUAAACCGCAAACCACAAGGCACCGAAUUCUUGGUAUAUGCUCUGGCCCAGAUUACCAGAUGAUACUGUAUGAUACACCUGGUGUUAUUGAGAAGAAGAUGCAUAAAUUGGACUCUAUGAUGAUGACGAAUGUGCGAAGUGCUGCACUUAAUGCAGACUGCGUACUAGUCCUAGUUGAUGCAUGUAAACUGCCUGAGAAAAUUGAUGAAGUAUUGGAGGAAGGUGUCAGGGACUUAAAAUAUAAGGUACCGACGUUGCUGGUGAUGAAUAAGAAAGACAUGAUCAAACCUGGGGAAAUAGCCAAGAAACUCGAGUGGUAUGAGAAAUUCACGGAGGCUGAUGAUGUCAUACCUGUUAGUGCCAAAUAUGGUCAUGGGGUCCAAGAUGUGAAGGACUGGAUUUUAUCUAAGCUACCAGUGGGGCCUGCUUAUUAUCCAAAGGAUAUUGUUAGUGAACACCCAGAAAGAUUCUUUGUAGCUGAAAUUAUCAGAGAGAAGAUCUUCCUGCAAUAUCGCAGCGAAGUACCCUAUGCCUGUCAGGUCAAUGUAGUAAGCUAUAAAAACAGGCCUACUUCUAAGGACUUCAUACAGGUGGAGAUUGUCGUGGAGAAAAACUCUCAGAAGAUCAUCCUUAUCGGAAAAGAAGGGAGAGCUCUGAAGUCACUUGCUACUGCUGCUCGUCUAGAUAUUGAAGACUUCUUGCAGAAGAAAGUGUAUCUCGAGGUGGAAGUGAAAGUGAAAGAGAACUGGCGGCAAGACGAGGGACUUCUGAAAAACUACGGUUACGGGGGGCAAAUUCGAGCUAUAUAAUCGGAAUAAAUCACUAAACUGCUUCUCCUCACGACAGUAUGACAUUCAUGCAUGGGCAGAUUUGAGCUAUACAUCAGGUGCUUGAGCAAAUGCCCCGAGUGUCUGUGGACCUCAGUAGCUUUCAUGAUUGUUGGGGGCCAGUCUCUGGUUUGUACGUAUUUCCGAAUGGCUUGAUGUCCUUGAUGUUCCUGUGGCUCAAAGUUUUUUGGUAGCCUUUUCCUAGUGCUAGCACAUUAGACUAUUGGUUUAGAAGACUGUUCAGUUCCAGCAAACAGCUGAGCUUUCAUGCUGAAAAAAUUUCACUAUCUCAUUUUGGUAGCAAAUUAUGCUCCCUCGAAUGUCGUUCUCUGAUAACACCAUAUAGAAUCGGGCUGUAAGUUAAUUCUCUUCGAUUGCAUGAUACAAAACUAUUUACGUUAA